Messenger RNA from Phytophthora megakarya, 318 nucleotides. The record is from the annotation of a GenBank genome assembly. Lineage: Eukaryota; Oomycota; Peronosporomycetes; Peronosporales; Peronosporaceae.
AUGGUGCAUCUAACUGCUGUCGCAGCGGAGGUGACCUCCGUACAGACGGUACGUCUGUUCGACGACAUGGUGUUCAAGCACCAUGGCAUGCCCAACGACUUUGUGUCGGACUGCGAUCCGCGCUUCACGGCGCGUUUCUGGCAAGAAGUGUUCACACAUCUUGGAACGCAGUUCUCAAUGUCGACUGCGGAUCAUCCGCAGACGGACGGGCAAACCGAGCGCGGCACAGACGCGGACAAGACCAAUGAGCUGAACCCGGGGUUCAGCUCUCAAGCAAUGGACUUUGUCCAGGAACGACAAGCAAUAGGCAGAAGCUGA